AUGGCUGAUCACCUGGAUAAGGCCUUAAGCGAGCAAGUUAUGCGAAUAAAUCAAGCAAAUAAUCAAUCCAAAACAAUGGCGCUGAUAGCAUCUAAGGUCUCGCAGCUCAGUACACCACAGGACUGGAUACAAUGGUUCAGCAUGGUGAAAACAACUGCAAUGGAUCAAGAUGUGUGGUCCUACUGCGACCCUGAUAAAAGCAAUGAGCUAGUUCAGCCAGGCGAUCCAAGUCAGCUAACAGCUACCCAAGAGCGGCUGUAUACGCUUAAGAUCAACGAUUACGAGCGGAAGCGGAAAGGACUAGCCAAAGUCAAUGCGACCAUCCAAGGCACAGUUUGCGAGGACUACCAGACCUACCUUUAA
Messenger RNA from Verruconis gallopava, 363 nucleotides. RefSeq lists its product as uncharacterized. The record is from RefSeq and is a predicted model, not a curated record. The transcript is spliced from 3 exons. Bases 1 to 363 code for a protein of 120 amino acids. NCBI's taxonomy places the organism in Eukaryota, Fungi, Ascomycota, Dothideomycetes, Venturiales, Sympoventuriaceae.